AUGGCGAAAUUAAUGCUGUUCGUCUUCGUAACGUUGUUAGCUGUUUCUUGUAUCAUGGCAACUGAAAGGUGCGGUCGACAUGGUGACCCUUGCGUCUCCGACUCGAACUGUUGCGCCAAUAUAAAGUGUCACCGUUACGCGAAUAGAUGUCAAGUCCAAAUUACCGAAGAGGAACUGAUGGCGCAGCGAGAAAAGAUAUUGGGUCGGAGGGGUAAAGAUUAUUAGAACGGAGUAACUUCCGGAUCCCGCUGCAUUACAAUGAGCUGAAUAUGCAACAACCUUUUUUAAUUCAGCAUGACGGGAACUUAGGUCUCUCUAGCCUAAAGACUGCGUUUUAAGAAAUUAGGCGUCACACAUGUACAAUGUUUUGCGCAAUGAUCUGAAAACUGAUAUAACGUGUAUGUAUUGAGUGUAAGAAUAAGUGGUGUGAUAUCUGUCGACAGAAAGGAAGAAUAAAUAGAAUCCGGACUACUUCUUAUCUAAA
Messenger RNA from Dinoponera quadriceps, 484 nucleotides. RefSeq names its product omega-conotoxin-like protein 1 (gene Ickin1-1). Bases 1 to 225 code for a protein of 74 amino acids. The transcript has 2 exons. The record is from RefSeq and is a predicted model, not a curated record. NCBI's taxonomy places the organism in Eukaryota, Metazoa, Arthropoda, Insecta, Hymenoptera, Formicidae.